AUGUUUCAGGUGUUGCCUGCACUGUCUGUUAUUUUUCGCAGUCGUACGGAUGCCAGUUCAAAUUUAAAAGAAGUUUUGGCGAGAAAAAUUCCCGUCGAACAAGAAAGAGUUAAAAAUUUUCGAAAAGAACAUGGCAGUAAAAAAGUCGGUGACGUCACCGUCGAUAUGAUGUACGGCGGAAUGCGAGGUAUAAAAGGUUUAGUAUGCGAAACCUCCGUUUUGGAUCCGGAAGAAGGAAUCCGUUUUCGAGGUCUUUCCAUACCGGAAUGUCAAAAAGUUUUACCCAAAGCUCCAGGCGGAAACGAACCAUUGCCCGAGGGUCUUUUUUGGUUGUUAAUCACGGGUGAUAUUCCCACUCAAGCUCAGGUUGACGCUUUGUCAAAAGAAUGGGCAAACCGAGCGGGAUUACCCUCACACGUGGUAAAUUUGUUAAAUAAUUUUCCACACAAUCUUCAUCCUAUGAGCCAAUUGUGUUGCGCGGUCAUGGCUCUUAAUUCCGAGUCCAAAUUCACCGAAGCUUAUUCCCACGGAGUACACAAAUCUAAAUAUUGGGAGUACGUUUACGAAGAUUCGAUGGAUCUCAUAGCAAAAUUGCCAGUGGUCGCAGCAACAAUUUACAGAAACACAUACAGAGACGGAAAAGGAGUCGGUGCCAUAGAUCCAAACAAAGACUGGUCCGCUAAUUUCACGUCAAUGUUAGGUUACACGGACGAACAGUUUGUAGAAUUAAUGAGGCUGUAUUUGACUAUUCACAGUGAUCACGAGGGAGGAAACGUGAGUGCUCACACAACACAUUUAGUCGGUUCGGCUCUAUCAGAUCCUUAUUUAUCUUUCGGAGCGGGUAUGGCUGGUUUGGCUGGACCCCUUCACGGAUUAGCAAAUCAAGAAGUAUUGAUAUUUUUAAAUAAAGUUAAACAAGAAUUAGGAGAUAAUUACACGGAAGAAAGUUUGAAAGAAUUCAUAUGGAAAACUCUUAAAUCUGGUCAAGUCGUUCCGGGAUACGGACAUGCCGUGCUCAGAAAAACCGAUCCCAGGUAUACGUGCCAAAGGGAAUUCGCAUUGAAACAUCUUCCCGACGACCCCAUGUUCAAGUUGGUGUCAACAAUAUACAAAGUCGUGCCCCCUGUACUUAUGGAAACCGGAAAAGUUAAAAAUCCAUGGCCUAACGUGGAUGCUCAUUCCGGUGUACUCCUUCAGUAUUAUGGAAUGAAAGAAAUGAACUAUUACACCGUAUUGUUCGGAGUCAGUAGAGCAUUGGGAGUUUUAGCUUCUCUCGUCUGGGAUAGAGCUUUGGGUCUACCAAUCGAACGACCUAAAUCCAUGUCAACGGACGGACUCAUGAAACUAUUCAAGUAA
Molecule: messenger RNA, 1356 nt
Organism: Pediculus humanus corporis (human body louse)
Lineage: Eukaryota; Metazoa; Arthropoda; Insecta; Psocodea; Pediculidae
Product: citrate synthase, putative
Exons: 7
Coding region: 1-1356 (451 amino acids)
Biological process (GO): carbohydrate metabolic process; tricarboxylic acid cycle; citrate metabolic process
Cellular component (GO): mitochondrial matrix
Source: RefSeq, a predicted model, not a curated record